Molecule: messenger RNA, 4782 nt
Organism: Copidosoma floridanum
Lineage: Eukaryota; Metazoa; Arthropoda; Insecta; Hymenoptera; Encyrtidae
Gene: dlt
Product: codanin-1 like protein dlt
Biological process (GO): chromatin organization
Cellular component (GO): nucleus
Source: RefSeq, a predicted model, not a curated record
UCGUACUUGGCAUUGUUGAGAUAAAGAAUUAAACCAUAUGAAAAUGCCGAACGAACGACAUAUGGUUUGAAGAGUGUGAUUUUUGCUUCUCAUUAUCCAUAUAGGUACUAAAGUACCUUACAUAAACAAACGAAGCAUACUUGGAUACAUGACCCCUCUGUUGCACUGUACAUCUACUUUGUUGUUGCAAAAAUGGCACAUCGGCUCAUGAACGAUUUGAUGAAUUUAAAAGAUUCGCCCAAGGAUGUAAUCAGCUGGCUAACAAGCGAUGAAUUUGGCGAAAUGCAGUGGCUGAAAUUCAGCAAAAUUUGUACAAAAGAAGAAUUUAUUUUUUUCUUCUUGAAUUACCUGCAAGAUCAGUUUGGAAGUGUUAUUCAAACUGCUUGUGGUACUGAGGAAACACCAGCCAAAAAAAUUUUAUCUCACUUGCGAACAAGUAAAUUCAAUGAACCAGCCAAAAAAGACGCGAAGGUUAUGAAAAAUACUCCACUUUCCACACCAGAUAUAAUAAGAAAGUCAGCUUCAGUAUCACAGAGUAAUAACAUUUCUGGUUUUAGUAAUAAUAGUGCAACAUCGAUCAUACAUGAUUUAUCAGAAAGCGAUAAUUUCAGAGAAAACAGUCAAGUUAUCUCAAAUAGUACAUUUAGAACUUCCAAUAACAGUACACCUCUGGUCAAGACAAACUCUGUAACUAAAGCUCAAAAAAGAGUUGAAUUAAAAAGCUGCAGUCCUAAUCAAUUGGGUAAUAUCAAUCCUGCAUUUCAAGAAAAUUGUGAUUAUGAACAAGCUGAUGUAAGCAGAAACAUUAGUUCUUAUGAAGAGUCCUUUCCCAGUCUUGAAAGCAGUACUUCUGUUGGCGUGAGUGCUUAUAGUACUCCCAUCAAAGAUGACUCUUUGAAUCGAUCAUACUCUAACCGAAAAUCGAGUUCUUCGGUAUCAAACCAUAACUUGCAAAGUCCACUCUCAUCAUUACACAACGAUUCUCUGUUUAUGAUAAGUCCAAUUCAUUCAAAAUUUCAAUACGUGCAUAACAAUAGCCAAAAAAAUUACAGACAGUAUAAACAAAAUUCAACAAGUACGCCCGAUAGAUCCCAAAAUAGUGGAUCCAAAAAUUCAAAAAACUAUUCAAGACAAAAUAUUAGUUUAGGGAAUUUCAUAGGAGCUAAGAGUCGAAGCGCCAAAAAAAGUAGUGGAAAAAAAUCCAACAAAAUGAAAACAUCGUGCAAUGAACAAUCGAAUGAAGAAGAUAAAAGAAGUGUUUUUUCCGACACAUCUAAUAACAGGACAAAACAGAAAAGAAAAGUAAAUCCUACUUCUCUUGAUGUCACAAAUGAGAAAGGAACCAACGAAAAUACUGCUUUUGGAGACGUUUCAAGACCUUUUACUCAAAAUCCUCAGUUUGUUGAUGUACCACCAAUCGAUAAAUCUGCUGAUAAUGAAUCGUUCCAAGUUGAAAGAGGACUGAUAAAAAUUGAAAGACAGAAAAAACCGGAACCUUGCUUGGAUGAUAACAAAGAUACAAAGAAAGAUUUAACUGACGAGAAAAAUGAAAGUAGGUGGAAAAGAUUUCCUCGUACGUCUCAAAAAACGAUAAAACCGGUUGUUACAAUAACUCCCAAUAGAACUUUGGUAGAAAACAUUGAAAUUCUAAACGUACUGGCUGAGGUGUACAGUGGUUUCUUAGAUCAUAACUUAGUUCUUAAUCCGAUGACAGAAUUAUAUUUUAUUAUUUACUUGAUUACUGUUCAGUAUACAAAUACAGAAAAACUGAAAUCUCUUGUUAAACAAAGUACAGAAGAUAAAAUAGAAAAUGAUAGUUUGAACAGCUUAAAAAAGAGUUCUUCGUCAUUAAGAAAGUCUUUAAAUUUUGACAGCUUGUCCGACAACACAUUAGACAACAAUAUUAAAAAUGAUAUGGAGAACAAAGUUCAAGAUAACAAAUUUUUGCAAGAUUGUGAUUCUAUAAAUUUAGCAAGUAUGGCGCGAGACAAUUUGAACAUGCUAGAUAAUAAAGUAAAAUUGAUGACAGUCAGUGAAACUGAUGAUAGUAAAGUAAACGAUGCAAGGGACAAUAGAAAUCUUGAAGGAUCAGAAAGCACUGACAAUUAUGUUGAAAAGAAUUUCAACAACCCACACAAUUGUGUAUACUUUUCUACUCAAGUUUUAAACCUUCAACGAGAAUUCUUAAAGUGCUUGGACAGAGUGACUUUGAAAUUACUUUGUGAAAAUAGUCUCAUUGGAUCGUAUCAACCAGAACUGUGUGAAUAUUUAGAUUUGGUAUACAACAUUAAAGUUACUGAAGCUAAUAAAAUGAAGUCUGUAUUAAGUAUUGGUACAGUAGACUUGAAUGUAUGCUUCCAAAUAGAGACGGAUAAUUGCAAUGAAUUCCCGACACCAGUAGCAUUUAGCUCCUUUCGUAAGCAGCGUGACAUGUUUUAUGACAUUUUGAAAUUUUGGAAAGACAAUCACCUGCUACCCGGAUCGAAUUUCAAAAUUGCAUUGGACAGCAAAAUUAGAAGUAUCCUUGGGUUAAAUGCCGAUGUCACAAAUUUAACUCAUUUCACGCGACUUUUCAAGUCCCAAAUGCUUAUCUCAUGCAUCCAAAGUAGGAAUCAGGAAGACUUGGACGAAGAAACAGUCAGCUUUCUCAAAAACUUGAAAGACAGUAAUCCAGGAAAGUUUACGCAGCUGCAGCAGAAAUUGAUUACACCAUUAUCUCAAAACGGCCCGGUGCCAUUACCCUCAUUUCCUGGAAUUCAAGAAUUUUACAAAAACUUUAUUUUAUUAGCAGCCAAUCCUUCCUUUUACACGUACCUUGAAAACACGUUUGUGCAUGAAAUUAUGGAACUCAACAAUUCACACUUUGUCGGUAGUGACGUUGAGGAAAAAGAAACCGACGUUGACGAGCAGACGAAACAAAAUUUUAUUCUAUGCAUGUCGAAGCUGAAACUUCUUGCAAAAUUUUUAGGAUUCAUGAUUGCUUUACCAUACAAGUCAGAAACUAGUAUGCUGAAAAACGUGAUAAGUUCUCAAGUGAUGUUACGAAGCGAAUGCUUACCACGAAUAGAUUUACAAUAUUGUCUGCAAUCAGCAUUGGUAUUAGGAAAAUUGUCACUUACGGUUCCAUGGUUGGUGGAAUAUUUGGCGAUGAUGGAUCACGCAUCUCUUAGAUUGCCUUAUUAUAAAAAAGUCUUAGAAAUGCUCUAUUGUAUUUAUCGAGCGUCCAACUAUCUCGCAGCAACCAACGAGGAGGAGCUCAUGUCUCAAAAAACUGCGAUUCUGUUGAAGCUUUCGAUCGGCUGGUUGUUUGAAUUACCAGUAUUCCCAGUGGAAUUUUAUUGUAUAUGGCAGUCAAAGUACAACAGCAGGGUACUGAAAAUGAUUCGCGAAACACAGGUGUUAAAUACAAAAGCUGAUUGUGAAAGCUUGACCGAUGCCGAGACGUCCAUGGUCUCGGUUAAGCAUAACUUGUUUUUAGAUAAAUUAGAGAUUGUUGAUGAUGUGAUAUUGUACAAUUGUUGUCCAUUUUUAAAAGAGUUGAAUAUUUUAUUGAUAUCUGGAAAGCCUAAUGUAAAUAGUGCGUCGUAUAGGCAUGUUACUCCAGUUAGUAGUCAACUAGAAAAAUCUAAUCUUAAAAAAACAAGUGCCAAAAAUUUAGAGAUUCAAUUGGAAGAAGCAUUUUUUCACGGUCAACCAAUGUCCACCAGAAAAACUGUAGACUACGUGGCAGAAAGAGUAGCAUCUAGUUGUGUUAAAUAUAUUCGUGACAAAUUGUUACCUGUUGAGAGACAAAAUAAUAGUGAGGCAGUGAAGGAAAUGGCAGAUAAAAAUUAUAACAAAUUUUCAGUAGAAGAUACUGAACUCAUCAUCAAUUACCUGUCAAAGGACAUUGAUGCAAUAUCAGCAAAAGCUGUGAAGAAUAUAAAAGAGAGGACAGAAGAAGUGAUUCCUGGAAUCUGCGAAGCUCGAGUUACUCAAUCAAUCACAGCGCUAUUAUCCGAAGAUUGCUUGAAUGCUGUUAAAAACAUGUGUAUAAAAAUAGCAACGAGAAUGGCUUUAGAUAGAAUAGAUCAAUGGAUUUGGUCUCACAUUGUUGGCAGCUCUAUUUUCACAAAAGAUAUUGUCCUCGAAUUAAAAAAGGCAUGUAAGUUGGAUGAUGAGGUAAUAGUUGAUAAAAAAUACCAUAACCAGAGUGCACCGAGUCCUACAGAGAUUAUAGAUGAGAUUAAACAUUUAAUUUUUGAAUUACUUGAAAGUAGAGGGAUGCUAUUAACACAAGAAACGUUAUCUAAGUUUUGGAAUCGAUUGCAUGCGUGCUUGACAGAGCGCAGCGAUUUGAAAUCUAUUCCCGAAAAAAUGAUAAUAAUUUUAAGUAUCGACUUGUGUUUAUUUUCAAUGACUUACCGCCCUGAAUUAUUUACGGAUGAAGUUCAAGAAAAAGUUUUAAGAGCGUGGAAAAUAGAUCGUUUGAAAAUAUUCAAAGCAGAUACUCCAUUAUCGAGGUUACUUAGUCCAAGAAACAUAGAAUUAAUGGUACGCUCUGGUAAUAACGACGUUUGGCUGAUUUGUGGUAAAUUCAUGAAAAAACUGCUCAAAGAAAACAUUUUACCCAUCAAUGACUUGUGUGAGCAAGCUGUUGCUGUUUUGAGGACGGAUUGGGAUACUGGCAAGCACCAGGUGCGAGAGACCUUCAAAGCAGUGCCUGAAAAGUUUCUUGUGCUUGCCCUAAUUGGGCUUGCGUACCAGGUGCAAACUCUAUUUUUUCUACUGAGGGCACAGUAA